Molecule: messenger RNA, 1531 nt
Organism: Hypoxylon fragiforme
Lineage: Eukaryota; Fungi; Ascomycota; Sordariomycetes; Xylariales; Hypoxylaceae
Product: acyl-CoA N-acyltransferase
Exons: 3
Coding region: 429-1307 (292 amino acids)
Cellular component (GO): cytoplasm
Molecular function (GO): aralkylamine N-acetyltransferase activity
Source: RefSeq, a predicted model, not a curated record
UAUUUACACUACAAUAUUCGUACAUUGGAUGUGUGCAUACUUGACAUUAAAUACAUACCUACAUACCUAGGGUAGGGUACUGUACAAUACAAUACAUUAGGUGCCUAAGGUAACUUAGAUGUAAUUGGGUAUAUUCAAGUUACAACCAUAUGCAUCAAUCUUGGAAUCAGUCAUACGCCUACUACACAUAGGUACUUACUCACCUACAUACAUACAUACAUACAUACAUACCUCAUAGUACAUUCAUAGCGAGCGCACAGACAAACGCCAUCCAUCUCUCACAUAUCACAUAAGUCAAUACAAAAUCCCCCGCCUUACACCCUUACACAGUUUCAUAUAUCCAAUACAUACCCAAUACCACCCUCCACAACUCUUUACUCGCCUGCAAAGAAAUCAAAACGUAAGCGACAUAUAGCCAAUCAGAAGCCAUGCCGACCACGUCGGACAGAGAAGAUCCUACUGCCGAACCCGGGCUCGGAGCUGUAAGUUCCUUGGGUGGCCUCGCCGCCGUCGUGGCCGAGAACGCUGUGGACGACACCGAGGACCUGCCGGAUGACGACACAGUCGAGGUCAAGAAGACCAACAGUUAUGGCCGCCGUCGUCACAGCAAUCACAAAUAUCACAAGAUCCAUGAGAAGCUCGACUCCUCCUUUCACCCCAACAUUCGUCCCCUGACCAUCUCUGAUCUCGAGAGCUGUGUUGUGCUCGAGAAUGCAGCUUUUACUGAUCCAUCUCAUCGAUGCAGUCGAGAGAAGUUUGAGUACCGCCUCACGGUUAGUCCUGAGCUAUGCCUCGGGCUGUUCUGCACCAUUGUCCCUGAUAAUGCCAAUGGUGUCAAGCUCAGCACAUUCCCGCCGUCACAUCCUGUCGAAACUGGCCGUAAGGAUGGUGCCAGGAGCGUCUUGUUGGCUCACAUCGUAGCGACCAGGACUGAUGGUAUGUUUGUGACUGACGAAGCUAUGGACUAUCCUCGUGAUUUUCGCGUUAGCAAGCACAAUACCUCUGGUCUCGGUCAUAAUGACACUGGGUCAACCGUUUGCAUUCAUUCGCUAGCUGUACAUCCAGAGCUACAAGGGUGCGGCCUCGGAAGGUUGAUAAUGAAGUCCUACCUCCAACAGCUCAAGAACUCUGAAAUAGCCGAGUCUUGCGCACUCAUAUGUCAAAACCAUCUUAUCGCUUUCUACGAGAGAUUCGGUUUCGAGUACCUAGGAACAAGCGGCGCCACGAUAGGCAGUGGGGGUUGGCACGACAUGUUCCUCAAGGUCGACAAUCUUCCCCCGUACUCGAUGAAACCAGGUCGAGGCUGAUUUGUCGAUUGGAAAAAAACUUUGGUUCGGGGCUGGCUCAGCAUAAGUAUUACCGAGAGUCUGACAGUGCUGACGUGGCGGAUGAUGGGCACCACCAAGACUGGACGGGUGAGAUGGGGAAAAUUAGCAUUACAUGUAGCACGGGCAAUACCUUGCGCAUUCUGAUACCCGGAUAUGAACACAUAGCUGGUAUGACGGCAUUUACACACACACACACACACACA